Messenger RNA from Phytophthora infestans T30-4, 381 nucleotides. RefSeq lists its product as uncharacterized. The transcript has 3 exons. The coding region runs from base 1 to 381 and encodes 126 amino acids. The record is from RefSeq and is a predicted model, not a curated record. Gene Ontology annotation, molecular function: metal ion binding. Lineage: Eukaryota; Oomycota; Peronosporomycetes; Peronosporales; Peronosporaceae.
AUGAAGCGCACGAUGCUCGUGGUCCCGUCCUCUGACACACCGAAGGCGACCUCCGACGUCUUUGUAAUGGGCGCCACUGAGACGAGCGAGUCGUCGAUUACUGCGCAUGCCCAGUACCGCUUCAACAUGGCGGUUCUCAAUGAUAUUUCACUCGUGAUCGACUCCCAGAACAUCGCAACGCAAACGCUGGCUCUUCACAAGAACUGGGUCCCCGAUGAGAACCGUCCUUCGUGCAGCAUCUGUAGUCGCAAGUUCCAUUUCAUGUAUCGGCGGCGACACCACUGUCGACUAUGCGGUGACGUGGUCUGCAAGACCUGCUACGUUACCCGGGCUUUCUGCGUGCGAUGUGUCAUGGGCCUCCAUGCUGUCGCUCAAUGUUGA